This is a messenger RNA of Maylandia zebra (zebra mbuna), 3226 nucleotides long. Lineage: Eukaryota; Metazoa; Chordata; Actinopteri; Cichliformes; Cichlidae. The record is from RefSeq and is a predicted model, not a curated record.
GAAUAAUGACAUGAGGAGAGUUGUGGCACAACUGGUCUUCCACAGCCCUUGAAGCACAGCUACUCCCUCUCUUGGCCAGCUCUCUGAAGACAAGGGUUUUUGAAACAAUGCUGUGAAGUCACAAACUUCAAGAUACUUCAACGAGGAAACAAGCAGAAGAGCCCUAAUUUUCUGACAUCAACAGCCUGCAGCAGGAUCAGCGUGUCUUUCACUUUUUACCUUUAAAGAAUGAACAGAUUAGACAAAGCAUGGGGGUGAAGCAGGUUAGAUGCGAUUGCUUGGCGUUCAUUAUAAAGGUGGGUGUGGCAUAGACCACAUUACUACCCAGCGGACGGAACAUGUGACGCUACGCUGUCUUACUACUACCAGCGUCGUUUGAAUCCACGGUUAAAGCUCACUGCAGCUGCGAGACCCUCCAGCUCCACAGGUGGUGUUUUUCUACAGUUGCAGCAUGCAGCCAGGUGUUUUAAGAAGAAGCCAGCUGCUGGAUUCUCUGAAGGCGUACCUGAGCAACAAGGAGAGACUACAACCCAUAAUAGGCUUGGGCUGCAUUACAGAAUGUGUGAAGGCUGGUGCGUGGAGCACAGAAGCGCUGUACGUGUGUGGGGCGUGCGUGUGUCGCCUCAGUAAGGCUGACAUGCGUAACCACAUACUGGGAAGUCUCCACAGAUUCAACUACAUUAAAACCUGGCACCCUCACUUGGUAUCAAAAUGGCAGGAGAGCUCCGACCUGUCCAAGCUGGCGUGGCCGCUGAUGGAGAUGGCCAAGAAGCUUGAGGAAAAAGAGGGACCGGGAGACAUCCAGUUGUUAGAGGUUGAAGAUGGUGUAUACCAGAGGAUGGAAACAUCCAGUGAAAAUGAUGCAGUAACUCUCAUAGGUUCCUUAAGAGAUGCACAGGGUGAAACUGAGAGUUAUCCAGAGACUACAGCUUUGCACUAUCCCACUGAAUCCCAGAGGACUGUAGUGUUUGCACAGAACCAGCCCACACGGUCCAAGAAAUCCUUCAAGGCUGACACAAACUCAGGCAAGAUCUCAGCGCACACUAACAAGCCAGCACCGCAGCUGAUGCAUGCAAACUUUGAUCCUUCUGUUAAGUCAGAGGUCUACUUAGUCAACCCGUUCACAUCCCAGUUGGAUUCUCCCGAACCCUUUGUGUUUUCAGAGCACACCAGCAGCUUUCCUGAUGACUACACUGGAACCAAGACUCUCAUAGGUCUCGACUGUGUGGUCGAGUAUAGAAGUGAAGAUGGCUGCUCUUACUGUUUCUUAUGCCACUGCUGCCGCAUCAAAUCCAACAAGAAGGACAUCACUGAACACCUGACCAGCCCCUCACACCUCAUCAACUACUUGAUGGAAACUCAUCCUGAGGAGGUGACUGCGGAGCUUAAAGACAAACCUCACCUUCUUCAGUCUUUGGCAAAGAAAGUGGAGCGAGAAACGGGGCGAGGAGAGUUGAAGGUAGUGCAUGUUCCAGAAAACCUUUGUGCGCUACUCACUGGCAAAAGUUACCACUGGUGCAUAAAGAUGCUGCAAUCUGGAUGGAAAGGUGCUGACAUUAAAAAAAAGGAAGUGGAUGCCAAAGGGCUGAGCAUGAACCAGACAUCCGCUGAAGGCAUGUCAGAGAAAUGCACUUUAAUGAAGUCAAAGAGGAAGAAAAGAGUAAAAGCAAAGAGAGAGACUGUUUUUAAUGUCAGCCUGCCUAUUACCAAAGGUUUAUUACUGAUGAAGAGGAUGUCUUUCAGCAGCAAAAGCCUCCCUCCAUCAGCUACAUCCCCUCCCUUUAAUUUAGAUCUCACGUCCUCCCCGGGGUCAGAGAUUGUGGAGUUAGACUGUGAUGGUUUGUCAUCUGAACUAAACCAUGCAGAAACCUCUCCACUACAGCACAGCCCCUGUGAUGGAGGUCCAGAGACUGGUGGGUACACGCCAGAAGGAAACUUUACAAUAUUAGCUGUGCCAUCUUCCUCUAACUCUUCCUACGGACAUAGGGAGUGUUGGACCGAGGAGGGGUAUAAGCCAGCUGCAGAGGAUAAGAAUGGAACAAGAGAGCAGGGUUUGAGAGAAGAGGCACGCAUAGACGCUGGUCCACAUUAUUACCAACAACACUUUCAGAAUCCGCACAUGCCGUGCGAUAAUGCAAGUCUUCAGACGGGCAGUGUAAGUGGGUAUUACGAUGUAUGGGGUCAUCUGGGUCCUUAUAUAAAUAGUGCUGGUGUGAACAUGCUAACUCAAUCAGUAGAUCCCUGUGUGUACAGCGGCAGCAUUGCACACUACACAGCGCUCACCAAUGACUGUGCCCAGGCAGCUCCACACAAUUAUGGGAUACCGACUACAUCUUAUGAAGCCAGUCAAGGACCGCGUGGGUGGAUGUCUUACCCCAGCUACAACACUGGCUCUCUGGCAAACCCUGGCCAGCACUUUCUCCCUCCAGUCUGCAGUAGUGUUACGGACUGGAGUCUAACACACUCUUAUGCCUUCAGCCAACCUUCUAAACCUCAGUGUGCUGCGUCCCAAACUGAUCUGUAUUUCAGCUGAAUCAAAUCACAUUUGGAUGGUCCAGCGGGGGAUUUACUUGCAAUGUGACUUUUUUUUUUUUUUUAUAUUCUUUAUUUUUUUAUUAUAGUUCUGCUGAUUUCUGUAAUGAAUGUGAGCCUGCUGAUGGAGGUGCAGUAAUAUAAGCAGUGUCGGGUUUUUUUGUUUUUUUUUUGUUUUUUGUUUUUUUUGUCUGCUGGGACUUUUAGGUUUAAACUUUGUGGAGACUGAAAGUCAAAGAGCACCAAUGAGGUGAAACAGCACUCCUUAUCCACUAAUCCAGUCGUUAUAAGAGAAGUAGAAGAAUUGAAGAUACUGAGCAUUUAAAUAGAACUCACUCGUGUAUUUCCAAGUUCACAUUCAGUGAAGGCUGAGAAACGUGCCCGUAAACACUAAACAGCUGCCUGUGUGUAUAUUUUUAUUCUUUUAUUGUGUUUGUUAUGAAGUUGUUCAAACUGGCUAUUUGUUUUCUGUUUUUGACCGUUACAGCAGUGUUUUUUUUUUUGUUUUGUUUUUUUUGUUUUUUUUGUUUUGUUUUGUUCUUAAAUCUACAUUUAUGCCUUUUUAACUCCAGAAAACAAGACAAAUGUGUGAAACAUCACAUUAGGUUUAAGUGGAUUCACUGUAUUUUUUUAGGAGAAAUAUUGAGAUAUGUUUGACUGCUUUUAUGAAAUUAAAAAACAGUUUUUUAAAACA